Messenger RNA from Drosophila willistoni, 1910 nucleotides. RefSeq names its product sialin (gene MFS9). The transcript is spliced from 6 exons. The coding region runs from base 97 to 1623 and encodes 508 amino acids. The record is from RefSeq and is a predicted model, not a curated record. Gene Ontology annotation, biological process: transmembrane transport; monoatomic anion transport. Gene Ontology annotation, molecular function: transmembrane transporter activity. Gene Ontology annotation, cellular component: plasma membrane. NCBI's taxonomy places the organism in Eukaryota, Metazoa, Arthropoda, Insecta, Diptera, Drosophilidae.
CCGGCGGCUUCACACCUGUCCACGCCAACCAACAUCUUCAUCUCCAGAACCAUCUCUACCUCAUCCAGUAAGCAAAAAAGGGGAAAAGCACUCAAAAUGACCGACCUAGAGUCAUCGAAAAAUGGUAAACACCAUGAACAACAACAUCAUCAUCAUCAUCAUAAUAACAAUGAUAUUGUGGAAAGUGAGCCGCUCACAUGGAGAUUCUGGAGGAAGCAACGUUACAUUGUGGUGAUGAUGGCCUUUUUCGGUUUCUUUAAUGUCUAUUCACUGCGUGUGAAUCUCUCUGUGGCCAUUGUGGCCAUGACCGAAAACCGCACUGUUGUGGAUAGUGCUGGAAAUGUAUCCUAUGAGCAGGACUUUCCAUGGGACUCCAAGCAGAAGGGCUUGAUUUUAAGCUCCUUUUUCUAUGGUUACAUUCUGACCCAAUUUCUGGGUGGCUACAUAGGCACCAGAAUCGGAGGCAAUCUCGUUUUUGGUUGUGGCAUAGGAACAACGGCAAUUCUAACUUUGCUGACACCGCUGGCAGCCAAGCAUAGUUUGGAAAUGUUUUUGGCAGUGCGUAUUAUUGAGGGCGUGUUCGAGGGAGUCACAUUUCCGGGAAUCCAUGCGGUAUGGGCUCGCUGGUCACCGCCUUUGGAACGUUCUAGGAUGGCAUCGAUUGCCUUUGCUGGCAACUAUGCCGGAACUGUGAUAGCUAUGCCUUCAUCUGGCUUAUUGGCCGCUCGCUACGGAUGGGAGAGUGUGUUCUAUGUGUUUGGGACCAUUGGUUGCAUUUGGUAUGUCAGCUGGUUGUUAAUUGUACGCGCUGGACCCGAAUUGGAUCGUUUCUGUUCGAAGGAGGAAUGCGAUUACAUACAGAAGACAAUCGGCUAUGUGGGCACCAAGCAUAUUAAGCAUCCAUGGAAGUCAAUUUUCACAUCGAUGGCAUUCUAUGCCAUUAUGGCUUCACAUUUCUCUGAGAAUUGGGGAUUCUAUACAUUGCUAACGCAAUUGCCUAGCUUCCUUAAAGAUACGCUGAACUUUGAGCUGGGUAAGACGGGCUUUUUAUCGGCUGUGCCAUACCUGGCCAUGGGCAUUCUGUUGGCCAUUUCCGGCUAUUUGGCCGAUUGGUUGCAAGUGAAGGGCAUUUGGACCACUACGCAAGUGAGACGUAAUUUCAACUGCGGCGCCUUCCUGGCCCAGACUGUAUUUAUGAUGCUGACCGCUUAUCUGUUGGAUCCCACCUGGUCGGUGGUCUGCCUAACCAUUGCGGUGGGCUUGGGUGCAUUUGCGUGGUCUGGUUUUGCCGUCAAUCACUUGGAUAUUGCGCCACAGCAUGCCAGUGUCCUGAUGGGCAUUGGCAACACUUUUGCCACCAUUCCCGGCAUCGUUAGUCCUUUACUUACUGGCUACGUUGUAGUUAAUCAGACAAGUGAUGAGUGGCGAAUCAUCUUCUUUAUUUCCGCUGGCAUUUAUCUCGUGGGCUGUGUCAUUUAUUGGUUCUAUUGCUCAGGCGAGCUCCAGGAAUGGGCCAAGACCCCCGAACAAAAGGCACGCGAGGCGGAAGAGAAGCAACUCCAGCUGACCCAAACCACCGGAACAGCUGGCAUUGUGAACGACGGCGCCGAGCUGAAGGAGUAAAAUGUCAUUUAGCUAAUCUGUUGUAUACUGUUGUAUAAUUGUAUUGACGUUUCCAAAUGUUGUAGUAAUUAGGUAUCCAAGUAUUCAGAAAGUACCAUACGACACGAUGAUGAUGAUGAUGAUGAUCAUGUAUUCUAGAAUUUUGUUAUCUGUUACAUUUGUGUAACUGUGUUUUAUUUAUGUUAUUCCCUACGUUUUAAUCCCUUGACUAUAUGUUAGACUACCAAAAGCACUCGCUUAGAGUGAACCUGCGAAUAAAAGAAGCAUUUAAUUAAAAACAAAAACAA